AUGACUGCUGUCUUUAAACAUGGAGACCUGAUCCAAAAGUUGCUAAAUGACACUGAUGCAAGCCAGGAGGUCGAGUCUGUUCCUGAUCGUUGCUUUAUAUACAGGGUGCCUGAAUGUAUUCGAACAGGAAAUGAAGAACUUCACACUCCUGUGUUAAUUUCUAUUGGUCCUCUUCAUCAUAACAAACAAAAAUUGGCCGUUAUGGAAAAUAAGAAGAAACAGUAUGUGAAAAGUUUUCUUCAACGAACAACAUUUCAGAGAAUAGAUCAUAUUCUAAGUUUUAUCAAGGACAAUGAAAAAACCAUCCGUGCUUGUUAUGCAGAAGCAUCCACACUUGGGAGUUCUGAGUUUGUGAUGAUGAUCCUAUAUGAUUCUAUCUUCAUCAUUGAGCUCUUCCUUAUAGAGAAAUUGCAAGAUCGAUGUGACAUAUCAGCAGAUAAAAUUUCACUAUGCAGAGACUUGCUGUUAUUGGAAAAUCAACUUCCACACUUUGUGCUUCAGGGAAUAUACAAGUUAGCUGUCGAUGGCAGUGACAUAAAUUUUCCCUUCAUGGAGCUUUCUCGUAACUUCUUUGCGCGAUCAACAAGUGUGGAGCAAAGUGGCGUCUUUUCGGAUUUCACACGUGUGGAGUCAAGUACAUUCUCGGCCGAGUCAGUUAAACAUUUCACAGAUUGGAAAAGAAUCAUUCUGCUCAAAGGGUACCUAACAUUUCAGGUCUUGUCCGAUCGGAUCGACAAUUUACCUUGUGCAGUGAAGCUUUAUGCGUCAGGAGUAAAGUUUAAGAGUAUUACUAACGCACCAUAUCGGAGUUUAUUCAAGGUAAGUUUUGAAAAGCAAAAGCAGCUGAUACCAUUUUUUGAAGUUCUUGAAUUGAAAAUACCACAUUUUCUAGUAGAUGAGAGGACCGAACAUCUACUCGGAAACAUUAUUGCUAUGGAGAAGUGUCUUUAUCCAGAUAAAGCUCGGGUUUGCAAUUAUGUUGAACUGAUGGCCUAUCUUAUGAGAACUGAAGAGGAUGUGGAUUUGCUUGUUAAAAAAGGAAUAAUUUCCAAUAAAAUGAGUAACAAUGCUUCAGUGGCAAAUAUGUUUAAGAAACUUAAUGUACUUCAUGGACCAUCGCCAUACUAUGGGGUAUGCGAGGAGCUCAAAAAGCACUACAACAAUCCGUGGAACAGAGCCAAGGUAAAUUUGAAAACAGGAACUUUGAAAAGAGUAUAUCAACUGUUGCGGCAAUAA
This is a messenger RNA of Mangifera indica (mango), 1236 nucleotides long. Its product is annotated as UPF0481 protein At3g47200-like. NCBI's taxonomy places the organism in Eukaryota, Viridiplantae, Streptophyta, Magnoliopsida, Sapindales, Anacardiaceae. The transcript has a single exon. The coding region runs from base 1 to 1236 and encodes 411 amino acids. The record is from RefSeq and is a predicted model, not a curated record.